AUGGAACCAGGAGAGGAGAGGGUGUGCUCUGACCCGUUCCCCGGGCUGCACCGCAAAAUGUUCCUCGGUGGGGCAUGGAAGUUGUGUCACUACUGGGGGUAUGGAGACAACCACAGUGUCCACUGUUCGGGAGAAAAUGUCCCCUUACCUGCUUCAACAAAGGCCCAUGCGGGGAAGUUCGUGCCCCUGUGUCAUCAAAAGUCAGAGAAGACGCCUGGAGGGUCCAAGCCUGAUUCACCACAGCCUAACUCCCCACAGUCAGAGCAGACGCCUGGAGGGUCCAAGCCUGACUCACCACAGCCUAACUCCCCACAGUCAGAGAAGACGCCUGGAGGGUCCAAGCCUGACUCACCACAGCCUAACUCCCCACAGUCAGAGAAGACGCCUGGAGGGUCCAAGCCUGAUUCACCACAGCCUAACUCCCCACAGGAAGAGAAGACGCCUGGAGGGUCCAAGCCUGACUCACCACAGCCUAACUCCCCACAGUCAGAGAAGACGCCUGGAGGGUCCAAGCCUGACUCACCACAGCCUAACUCCCCACAGUCAGAGAAGACGCCUGGAGGGUCUAAGCCUGACUCACCACAGCCUAACUCCCCACAGUCAGAGAAGACGCCUGGAGGGUCCAAGCCUGACUCACCACAGCCUAACUCCCCACAGUCAGAGAAGACGCCUGGAGGGUUCAAGCCUGACUCACCACAGCCUAACUCCCCACAGUCAGAGAAGACGCCUGGAGGGUGCAAGCCUGACUCACCACAGCCUAACUCCCCACAAAAGACGCCUGGAGGGUCCAAGCCUGACUCACCACAGCCUAACUCCCCACAGUCAGAGAAGACGCCUGGAGGGUCCAAGCCUGACUCACCACAGCCUAACUCCCCACAGUCAGAGAAGACGCCUGGAGGGUCUAAGCCUGACUCACCACAGCCUAACUCCCCACAGUCAGAGAAGACGCCUGGAGGGUCUAAGCCUGACUCACCACAGCCUAACUCCCCACAGUCAGAGAAGACGCCUGGAGGGUCCAAGCCUGAUUCACCACAGCCUAACUCCCCACAGUCAGAGCAGACGCCUGGAGGGUCCAAGCCUGACUCACCACAGCCUAACUCCCCACAGUCAGAGAAGACGCCUGGAGGGUGCAAGCCUGACUCACCACAGCCUAACUCCCCACAGUCAGAGAAGACGCCUGGAGGGUCCAAGCCUGACUCACCACAGCCUAACUCCCCACAGUCAGAGAAGACGCCUGGAGGGUCCAAGCCUGAUUCACCACAGCCUAACUCCCCACAAAAGACGCCUGGAGGGUCCAAGCCUGACUCACCACAGCCUAACUCCCCACAGUCAGAGAAGACGCCUGGAGGGUCUAAGCCUGACUCACCACAGCCUAACUCCCCACAGUCAGAGAAGACGCCUGGAGGGUCCAAGCCUGACUCACCACAGCCUAACUCCCCACAGUCAGAGAAGACGCCUGGAGGGUCCAAGCCUGACUCACCACAGCCUAACUCCCCACAGUCAGAGAAGACGCCUGGAGGGUCCAAGCCUGACUCACCACAGCCUAACUCCCCACAGUCAGAGAAGACGCCUGGAGGGUCCAAGCCUGACUCACCACAGCCAAACUCCCCACAGUCAGAGAAGACGCCUGGAGGGUCCAAACCUGAUUCACCACAGCCUAACUCCCCACAGUCAGAGAAGACGCCUGGAGGGUUCAAGCCUGACUCACCACAGCCUAACUCCCCACAGUCAGAGAAGACACCUGGAGGGUCCAAGCCUGACUCACCACAGCCUAACUCCCCACAGUCAGAGAAGACGCCUGGAGGGUCCAAGCCUGACUCACCACAGCCUAACUCCCCACAGUCAGAGAAGAUGCCUGGAGGGUCCAAGCCUGACUCACCACAGCCUAACUCCCCACAGUCAGAGAAGAUGCCUGGAGGGUGCAAGCAUGACUCACCACAGCCUAACUCCCCACAGUCAGAGAAGACGCCUGGAGGGUUCAAGCAUGACUCCCUACAGCCAGAGGAGAGGAGGAUUGGAGGGUCCAUGCCUGACUCACCACAGUCAGAGAAGACGCCUGGAGGGUUCAGGCCUAACUCCCCAAAACCAGAGGAGAGGACACCUGGAGGGUGCAGGCCUAACUCCCCACUGUCAGAGGAGAGGCGGCCUGGGGGGUACAAGCCUACUCCUAACUUGCCAAAACCAGAGGAGAGGACACCUGGAGGGUCCAAGCCUGACUCCCCACAUUCAGUGAUAUGGAGGCCUGGAGGGUCCAAUUCUAACUCCCCAAAGCCAGACGAGAGGAGGCCUGGAGGGUCCAAGCCUGACACCCUACAGCCAGUGGAGAGGAGGCCUGGAGUGUGCAAGCCUGACUCCCCACAGCCAGAGGAGAGGAAGCCUGGAGGGCCCAUCCCUAACCCUGACUUCCCAUAG
Molecule: messenger RNA, 2412 nt
Organism: Oncorhynchus kisutch (coho salmon)
Lineage: Eukaryota; Metazoa; Chordata; Actinopteri; Salmoniformes; Salmonidae
Product: basic proline-rich protein-like
Exons: 4
Coding region: 1-2412 (803 amino acids)
Source: RefSeq, a predicted model, not a curated record